GCAGCGUUGGCAGCGUGUAGCGUUGUCAAGGUUGAAAGGAAGCUGUGUGUGCCCGUGUGCGUGUGUGUGUGUGUGUCGGCUGUGUGCGUCCUCCGGCAAGCCGUACAUGUGUUUGCCGGUUUCGUCGAGCCUGGAUUGACUGAGCGGCGGGUCUUCACCAUCAGAGGCUUCUCCUGUUUAUGGGAGGAAACACGGCGUCCGCCAUGCCAUCACCCGUGAUCGUAGCCGCCACCGCCAAGCACACCGCCACUGUUAUCUUCCUGCAUGGCCUGGGAGAUACAGGGUUGGGCUGGUCGUCUGUGUUCGAAGCCAUACGUCAGCCACACGUCAAGUACAUAUGCCCCACGGCGCCAGUGAUCCCUGUGACUCUCAAUGGGGGCAUGCGAAUGACUGCAUGGUUCGACCUCUGCUCUCUGGACCCAAACGGCCGGGAAGAUGAGCCUGGCAUCAAAGCGGCUGCAGAAGGAAUCCACAGGCUCAUAGCUGACGAGGAGAAAGCAGGCAUCUCCUCGGACCGCAUUGUCCUGGGCGGCUUCAGCAUGGGCGGGGCGUUGGCACUGUACUCGGGCCUGCGCUACCCCAAGCCCCUGGCUGGCAUCUUGGGCCUCAGCUGCUGGCUGCCACUCUUCAAGCACUUUCCUGCGGCGGCUGUUGGCAACCACGACACGCCCAUCAUGAUGUGCCACGGAGAUUGCGAUGACCUGGUGCCCAUGCGCUGGGGUCAGCUGACGGCCGACCUUCUGAAGACAUUUGUGAAGGACGUCACCUUCCGGCAAUACAAGGGCAUGGGUCACUCCUCAUGCGAGGAGGAAACACAAGAUGUCGCUGCUUACUUACAGUCGAGGCUGCCACCCAAGCCGGAAUAGUAGGUCAAGUCCGAAAGCACCAAGCAGAGAGUGCGUCUGCAGGGCAGGCAUUGUGGAGAGAUGUGCUUCGGGCUUGCAUCGCAGCAUCUGCCUCUUGUCUGAGCACAGUUCUUUUUUCUUGUCCAUAAGCUCUGUUCAUUCCAAGCUCUCCCUCUCUCCCCAUACGAGUGCUUUGAGAAAGAAAAAAAGAAGUAUAGAUGGCGCCUUGGGCGUACACUGCACCUAGUUUUUUGCCAGUAGGCUUUGGCGGGAGGAAGAAUAAAAAGAAAUGCAUUGUGAUGGUCA
This is a messenger RNA of Rhipicephalus sanguineus (brown dog tick), 1151 nucleotides long. It is a transcript of the gene Apt1, whose product is annotated as acyl-protein thioesterase 1. The record is from RefSeq and is a predicted model, not a curated record. Lineage: Eukaryota; Metazoa; Arthropoda; Arachnida; Ixodida; Ixodidae. Gene Ontology annotation, molecular function: carboxylic ester hydrolase activity; palmitoyl-(protein) hydrolase activity. Bases 180 to 866 code for a protein of 228 amino acids. Gene Ontology annotation, biological process: protein depalmitoylation. The transcript has 7 exons. Gene Ontology annotation, cellular component: cytoplasm.